AUGUCUCCCAGCGCACUCGAUACCCCCACUGCCGUCCCUACCAACGGUAACGCCCCCUCAGCAGCAGCAGCACCAACACCAGACGCCGCCACCGAGACCUCUUCGACGUUUCUCAAUACCCAGCCAGGCCCUGACCAUGACUGGAGAAUCACACUGAAGGACAAGGUCAUUGCCAUCACAGGCGCCAACAGGGGCAUCGGCCUGGGCAUCGCAGAGGUCUGUCUAGCGAACGAAGCCGCCGCCGUCUUCAGCCUCGACCUUUUCGAGCCCGGCGACGAGUUCCUCGCUGUGCAGACCGCCAACCCGAAGCGCCUUAGCUAUAUCAACUGCGAUGUCACCUCCGAAGAGAGCAUCACCUCGGCUAUUGAUGCCAUCAUAUCCAAGCGAGGUGCCAUCCACGGCCUUGUCGCCAACGCCGGAAUGACAAAGCAUCAGCCAGCGCUCGACUUUGAUCGCGCCCAGCUAGACAAGCUGUUCAACCUCAAUGUGUUCGGAGCCUACUUUUGCGCUACAACUGUCGCACGGCGGUUUAUCGAGCUCGGAAUCAAGGGUUCAAUCGUCUUCACGGCGUCGAUGACCUCGUACCGCCCAAACCGCGCAGCACCCUCAGCCCCCUACGGAGCUACCAAGGGUGCCGUGCGAAACAUGACGCACACACUAGCCAUGGAGUGGGCCAAGCACGGGAUCCGCGUCAACUCGAUCUCGCCUGGCUUCGUCAAGACUGCCAUGACAUACUUCGUGGACCAGACGCCGGAUUGGGGCCUCAAGAUGCAGUACUAUGGCGGCAUGCCUAGAUUGGCUGAUCCGAAGGAACUGGGGGGUGCGUAUGUCUACUUGCUCUCUGAUGGGGCUUCUUAUACAACCGGUAUUGAUAUCCCUGUUGCCGGCAUUGUAGGGGCUUGGUGA
Messenger RNA from Fusarium keratoplasticum, 906 nucleotides. RefSeq lists its product as uncharacterized. The record is from RefSeq and is a predicted model, not a curated record. The transcript has a single exon. Gene Ontology annotation, molecular function: oxidoreductase activity, acting on NAD(P)H, oxygen as acceptor. NCBI's taxonomy places the organism in Eukaryota, Fungi, Ascomycota, Sordariomycetes, Hypocreales, Nectriaceae. Gene Ontology annotation, cellular component: intracellular anatomical structure. The coding region runs from base 1 to 906 and encodes 301 amino acids.